Emericellopsis cladophorae is the source of this 297-nucleotide messenger RNA. Its product is annotated as Calmodulin-like protein. Bases 1 to 297 code for a protein of 98 amino acids. The transcript is spliced from 3 exons. Gene Ontology annotation, biological process: spindle pole body organization. Gene Ontology annotation, cellular component: central plaque of spindle pole body. Lineage: Eukaryota; Fungi; Ascomycota; Sordariomycetes; Hypocreales; Bionectriaceae. Gene Ontology annotation, molecular function: calcium ion binding; enzyme regulator activity. The record is from RefSeq and is a predicted model, not a curated record.
AUGCUCAACGAGGUUGACGCAGAUGGAAGCGGAGCCAUUGAGUUCAAUGAAUUCCUCAACAUGAUGGCUCGAAAGGGCGCGGGGAGCGAUCCAGAGAAGGAACUUCGCGAGGCCUUCAAGGUCUUUGAUCGCGACGGUACUGGUACUAUCUCUCGCGAUGAACUUCGUCAUGUCAUGAAGUCUCUCGGUGAGAACUUGACGGAGGACGAGAUUGACGAGAUGUUGAAAAUGGCAGAUAAGGACGGCGAUGGAACUAUCGAUUAUAGUGAGUUCGCCGAGAUCAUGGCGCACAAAUGA